GUGCGCCUGUAUAGAUGUCUAUAAAGCCAGCGCGUCCGCGUGCGCGUAAAUAAACACGCGGUGUCGCUUUUACAGCUCGCGUCGAAACGUUUCCUAUAAGAAAUUAGAGUUCAUCUCGCACGAAAACAAUGAGGGAAAUUAUUAGGGGCGAGAAGUAAUAUUUCCCGUGUUGUCAGUCUUUCCUUUGUGCUUUGUUUUUAUUAAGAAAUGAUAAGGGAGUUGGUGUGCGGCGCUGUGGCUCUGCUCCUGUACUUGAACACGCUGGACGCGGAUUUUUGCUACGAUGACAGUCGUGCUAUCAAAACUAAUCCAGAUCUCCUGCCUGAGACACCUUGGACCAACAUACUUUACAGUGACUUCUGGGGAACUUUGCUCACCCACAGUGGCAGCCAUAAGUCCUUCCGGCCGCUCUGCACACUUUCUUUUCGCUUCAACUAUGCCGUGGCUGGCCUGGAACCACGAGGCUACCACUUAUUCAACGUGGCGCUACACUGUUGCGUCACAGCUCUGUUCACUGCAUUUUGUGGCCUCCUGCUAGCUGGAGGACACUGGAGUUUGCUGGCUGGACUCCUCUUUGCUUCACAUCCAGUGCAUACCGAGGCAGUAGCUGGACUAGUUGGACGUGCAGAUAUGGGUGCUGCUUUUUGCUUUCUACUCUCGCUGAUAUGCUACAGGUGUCACUGCAGGCUCCGGCCACACUCUGGAAUUUCUUGGUGCAAUAGGUGGAAGGUACAGGCAUGGCUGGCUGGUAGCCUGGUUGCUGCAGCAGCAGCUAUGUUGUGGAAAGAGCAAGGGGUUACUGUUCUUGCUGUGUCAGCUGUUUAUGACAUCUGUGUGGUCCAUCACAUGCAACUUCAUCAAGUGUUAGCAGUCCUUUUUAAGAGAAAAAAUGCAGCCCUGCUGGUAAGCCUGGCUUGGCUGGCUGGUUGGGGAGCAGUCCUGUUGGCAGCUCGACUGUAUUGGAUGGGCUGCAAGCCUCCACACUUCUCCAACUCAGACAACCCGGCAGCUGAUUCACCUCACCUCCUUACCAGAACACUUACCUUUCUCUAUCUGCCAACUGCCAAUGCGUGGCUCCUCCUCAGUCCACACACACUUAGCUUUGAUUGGUCUAUGGAUGCCAUACCGCUACUCACAAAUAUUUCUGAUUGGAGGAAUUUGUGCUCAGUGGCGUUUUAUACAGGCUUUGUGCUUCUUGCUUGGUUUGGCCUAAGAAGUAGGAAUUCUUCCACUUUCCAAAUAACAAAUGGAAAAUCCUAUGUGAUGAAUGGAAAAGCUCUGAGUAAUGGGCACAGCCUGCAUUUUCUUGACAGCAAUGAUAAACAUGACAACAGCCACCACCACAAUGGCUUAACCUCAGAUGUUUUUGCCAGCACCCAAAAUGGGCAUGCCAAAACUCUUAACACUGCUACUCACACAUCACUGCCAUCCGAAGAGAACAUGGUGGUCUUCUCUCUUGGUCUACUGGCUUUGCCUUUUCUCCCUGCCACCAAUCUGUUUUUCUAUGUGGGCUUUGUGGUGGCUGAGAGGGUUCUGUACAUCCCCAGCAUGGGCUUCUGUCUACUUGUGACACUUGGGAUAAGGGCCAUGUUUUUGAAAACAGGGCGGAGAAGCUCCAAGGCACUACUUUUAGGUUGUGCUGCUGCAGUUGUCGUACUCUACAGCCUCAGAACAGUUUACAGAAACCAGGACUGGCAGAGUGAAGAGAGGCUCUACAGAUCUGGCAUCACUGUUAACCCUGCCAAAGCUUGGGGUAAUCUUGGCAAUGUCUUAAAAAACCAGGGUAAGAUGGCGGAGGCAGAAGAAGCAUACAGAAAUGCCCUAUACUACCGUGGCAACAUGGCUGACAUGCUCUACAACCUGGGUCUGUUGCUGCAAGAGGGUGAACGUUUUUCAGAGGCUCUGCAUUACUAUAAACUGGCCAUCCAAAGCAGACCGACUCUGGCAUCUGCAUAUUUGAACACUGGUAUAAUCCUGGAGUCAGAGGGAAAUGUGGAGGAGGCCAAACAAACAUUUCAGAAGUGUGCCAGCAUCCCAGAUGAGAACCUGAAGGACCCCCAUGCUCACAAAAGUGCAGUUACUAGCUGCCUUUACAAUCUGGGCAAACUGCUGCAUGAACAGGGUCAGCAAGAGGAAGCCCUGUCAAUGUAUAAAGAGGCUGUGAAGAAGAUGCCUCGUCAGUUCGCACCACAGAGCCUUUACAACAUGAUGGGUGAAGCCUAUAUGAAAUUAAGUAAGUUCGAGGAUGCAGAACAUUGGUACAGAGAGUCUCUUAAGGCCAAACCAGACCAUGUCCCUGCCCACCUGACAUAUGGCAAGUUGCUGUCUGUUAUGGGUCAUAAAUCCGAGGCAGAGCAUUACUUCCUUAAGGCGAUCAAGCUGGAGCCUACCAAGGGGACGUGUUAUAUGCAUUAUGGUCAGUUUUUAGUGGAACAGGUUCGAAUUGAAGAAGCUGCUGUGAUGGCGGAGAAAGCUGCUGAUUUGGACAGCACAGAUUUUGAUGUAGUUUUCAGUGCUGCUCAUAUACACAGACAGGCAAGUCUGAACGAGGCAGCUGAAAGAUACUAUAAGAAGGCAGCAGAUAUUAGACCAGAUUAUGCUGCUGCUCUGAUGAACCUCGGGGCCAUCCUCCAUCUCAAUGGAAAACUUGCAGAGGCAGAGGCCAAUUACUUGCGUGCGCUGCAGCUCAAACCUGAUGAUCUGAUCACGCAGUCUAAUUUGCGCAAACUCUGGAAUGUCAUGCACAGACGAGGCCUAAAAAGCAUGGGAUCAUGACCAUUUUUCCCAUCACAAGCUCUGUAAAGCUGAUACAUGUACAGUAACAGUGAGGAUCUGAGGCUUGUGAGACUCCUGACAGGUUUAAUAAUCUGAUUCGGUUUUGAUAAAAUGGUCCUCACAUGGGCCCAGGUGGGAGCACUAAUAAGGAACUGGAAAUGAACAUCUUCAGUUUCAGAGAAUAUCCUUGUAUUUAUGGGUAGAAUCCUCCAGGAGCCUUCAGUGUGAUGUGCACUGUGAAUGGAAAUGUUUGUGCAUUUUUAUUUUGAAAAAUGAACUGAGUGAAGAUGAUGGAAAAAAGUCAUCAUAAAGUGAUGACGAUGAUGAAGAAAAUUCCACAAAACAAAGUGUCUUAUUAAAUAGGGUUUUAUAAAAUAAAAUUUUCUAUUUAUUAUCA
Molecule: messenger RNA, 3172 nt
Organism: Silurus meridionalis
Lineage: Eukaryota; Metazoa; Chordata; Actinopteri; Siluriformes; Siluridae
Gene: tmtc2a
Product: transmembrane O-mannosyltransferase targeting cadherins 2a
Exons: 12
Coding region: 208-2775 (855 amino acids)
Biological process (GO): protein O-linked glycosylation via mannose
Cellular component (GO): endoplasmic reticulum membrane
Molecular function (GO): protein binding; mannosyltransferase activity
Source: RefSeq, a predicted model, not a curated record